Messenger RNA from Grammomys surdaster, 568 nucleotides. RefSeq names its product small ubiquitin-related modifier 2. Bases 100 to 387 code for a protein of 95 amino acids. The transcript has a single exon. Gene Ontology annotation, molecular function: ubiquitin-like protein ligase binding; protein tag activity. The record is from RefSeq and is a predicted model, not a curated record. Gene Ontology annotation, biological process: protein sumoylation. Gene Ontology annotation, cellular component: nucleus. Lineage: Eukaryota; Metazoa; Chordata; Mammalia; Rodentia; Muridae.
UCCUUCUUCUGCCGCUCCUGGUGCUGCUUGUGUGCUCCUUCAGUGCGGACCUGGUGCCUCUUUUGUGAAGCGGCAGCUGAGGAGACUCCGGCGCUCGCCAUGGCUGACGAGAAACCCAAGGAAGGAGUCAAGACUGAGAACAACGAUCAUAUUAACUUGAAGGUGGCGGGACAGGAUGGUUCUGUGGUGCAGUUUAAGAUUAAGAGGCACACACCACUUAGUAAACUCAUGAAAGCGUACUGUGAGCGGCAGGGUUUGUCAAUGAGGCAGAUCAGAUUCCGGUUUGAUGGGCAGCCAAUCAACGAAACAGACACACCUGCACAGUUGGAAAUGGAGGAUGAAGACACGAUUGAUGUGUUCCAGCAGCAGACAGGAGGUGUCUACUGAAAAGGGAACCUGCUGCUUUACUCCAGAAUUUUGUUAUAGACCAAGAAUACAUUCUCAAUUAGAAAACCGCAAUUUGGUCCCGCCACAUCCUGACUACUGCAGUAUAGUUUUCUCUCUUCCUUCAUUUCCCUGUCCCCAUUUCUUUAUUGUACAUAAAGUAACUGGUGUAUGUGCACAAGCA